AUGACUUCUCAGGAAGAGGAACAGGAGACAAAUCCCAACACUGGAAAUCUUGAAGUUGUAUCUGUUACAGAAGAUGAAUUGUCAGCAGCUGAACUUUGUUUUCCUUGCAAAAAAUUCUUCAGCAUACCACAAGCAAAAGUAGACCCUAGUGCAGAGGAAGAAGGAGAUAUCCAAUCAACUUCAAAGUGCCAUCUUUUAGUCCCAUUAAGGUUUCUUCCAUAUAUCCUUGUUUUAUUACUUGUAGUAACCCUAGCAGUUGCCAUUGGCCUGGGUGUCCAGUACAACUGCAUUGGGAAGUUUCGAUGUGGAUCAUCUUUUAAGUGUAUCCAGCCCUCAGCCAGGUGUGAUGGUGUCUAUAACUGCAAAGAUGGCGAGGACGAGUACAGAUGUGUCAGGCUGAGUGGCAGGAAUGCAGUGCUUCAGGUAUUCACUUCUGGUUUCUGGAGGACUGUCUGCUCCGAUGACUGGAAAGAAGCCUAUGGAAAUACUACAUGUAAACACUUAGGUUUCUCAAGUUACGUGAGUUCAGGUAACCUGCCUGUGGAUGCAGUUGAAGAAGAGUUUCAAAGAUAUUUUGUUUCCCUCAGUCACUGGUUGUCAUCCAAUCGAGUGACCUUCCUGCACAAUGCAACCCACAUAAGAGAAGAAUGUACUUCAGGCAAGGUAAUCAUCUUAAAAUGUUUGGUGUGUGGCACUAGGUCCAGAUAUUCCUCACGUAUAGUUGGUGGAAAUGCUUCAGCACCCAAGCAAUGGCCAUGGCAGGUCAGCCUUCAGUUUCAAGGAUUCCAUCUGUGUGGAGGAUCUGUCAUCACCCCAUGGUGGAUUGUAACAGCAGCCCACUGUGUCUAUGAUUUGUACUUGCCUAGUUCAUGGAGUGUGCAAGUGGGUUUUGUGACUCAGCAAGAUGCUCCAGUUAAUCCGCAUUCAGUGGAAAAAAUUAUAUAUCAUAGAAAUUAUAAACCCAAGACGAUGGGAAAUGACAUAGCACUGAUAAAGCUGGCAGCACCACUUGUUCUCAAUGGUCUGAUAGAGCCAAUUUGUCUGCCCAAUUUUGGUGAACAUUUUCCAGCAGGGAAAAUGUGCUGGAUAUCAGGAUGGGGAGCUACUGAAGAAGGAGGCGAUACUUCAGAGACAAUGAAUUAUGCUAGUGUGCCUUUGAUUUCCAAUAAGAUUUGCAAUCAUAGGGAUGUCUAUGGAGGAAUCAUAACUCCUUCAAUGCUGUGUGCUGGUUUUUUAAGAGGAGGUGUUGACACUUGUCAGGGAGAUAGCGGGGGGCCCUUAGCAUGUGAAGUCAGGAGCACCUGGAAGUUAGUGGGUACCACUAGCUUUGGGGUGGGCUGUGCAGAAGUUAAUAAACCAGGAGUCUACAGCCGAACUACCUCAUUUCUGGACUGGAUACAUGAACAAAUGGAGUUGUAUUCUGAGUAA
Alligator mississippiensis (American alligator) is the source of this 1428-nucleotide messenger RNA. RefSeq names its product transmembrane serine protease 3 (gene TMPRSS3). The coding region runs from base 1 to 1428 and encodes 475 amino acids. The transcript is spliced from 13 exons. Gene Ontology annotation, biological process: proteolysis. Gene Ontology annotation, molecular function: protein binding; serine-type endopeptidase activity. Gene Ontology annotation, cellular component: membrane. The record is from RefSeq and is a predicted model, not a curated record. NCBI's taxonomy places the organism in Eukaryota, Metazoa, Chordata, Crocodylia, Alligatoridae.